Penicillium angulare is the source of this 2355-nucleotide messenger RNA. RefSeq names its product phosphatidate phosphatase App1 family protein. NCBI's taxonomy places the organism in Eukaryota, Fungi, Ascomycota, Eurotiomycetes, Eurotiales, Aspergillaceae. Gene Ontology annotation, cellular component: actin cortical patch. Gene Ontology annotation, molecular function: phosphatidate phosphatase activity. Bases 1 to 2355 code for a protein of 784 amino acids. The record is from RefSeq and is a predicted model, not a curated record. The transcript has a single exon.
AUGGCAUCCUCGUGGAGUGGUGAUGGCUCGUAUGCCCCUGGGAGUCGACGCAAGAAAGCCUAUGAAUGGUUGAAAGCAGCGAAUGAACUUGGUCAGACUUAUACGUCACGAUGGGCGGGUCAGGGAACCAGUUCCCAAGAGGACUAUUAUCACACACCAGGCGCAUUCCCGGAUAUUGAGAUCGCGCGGUCUGGCGACGAAGAGAUGGUUUUGUUCCCUAGCUAUGCGAGAAGACUGUCACCGAAAGAGAAAAGUUCUAACAUACGCCCACGGCGAGAUUCUUGGACUGAAACAAUCGACGAUUAUCGCGGUACUUCCGAGGAAGAUACCGCGGCGUCUCGUUGGGAUCAACCUGCUGUCGAAAAUGCAGUGGUGGAUGUUGACGUCCGAGGAUGGGUGUAUGCGCCAAACCGAGGCCCAAUGAAUCGAAAACAUCGCCUGAUGAUCAAACUGGCGAGGACUCUAAGUGGAAUUCCAGCUCCAUCUGGCGCUCCAAAUGAAGAUGCCUCUGAUAAGAUAGCCAGCAAAGGCGAGGAAGAGGACGUAAGAAAAGAGAUGAAGACUUUGGUCGAUGAAGCAGAGCAAGACGCCGACCAAGCUUGGAAGAGCUCCAGUACAGAUCGCACCCGCGCAGUGCCAGGUCAGUCUGCAUCAAUGUCUAAAGACGAGAUCUCUAUGGCCAAUGCACAUCUUAUGGAGCGAUUACGUCCAUUCCUCACGAAUCCCAUGGCUGGCAUGCCGGUCACGGUCUUCCUUUUCAACGAGGAGCAGAGCGAGUCCCGAAACAUGAUGACGGACGAAUCGGGCCAUUUCAAUAUUCGCGCUCCCAUGACAUUCGUGCCAACUCAUAUUCGGGUGCUUGCGUCAGAAGAUCUGUCUGCUGCGAAGCCUAUUGAGAUCAUUGGGCCCACAGGUAUCAGCUUGAUCAGUGAUAUUGAUGACACAGUCAAACAUUCGGCGAUCGCCAGUGGAGCAAAAGAGAUGUUUCGGAACACAUUUGUUCGAGAGCUCGCUGAACUCAAAGUAGAUGGGGUUAGCGAAUGGUAUACCCAAGUGGCCAACAAAGGAGUGGAGAUGCAUUAUGUUUCUAAUGCACCAUGGCAACUCUAUCCUUUGUUAGAAAGAUACUUUAAGCUAGCGGGACUGCCCCCAGGCUCUUUCCAUCUCAAGCAGUAUACGGGUAUGCUACAGGGAAUUUUUGAGCCGACAGCGGAGCGAAAACGGGGCUCGCUAGAACAAAUUCUACGUGAUUUUCCUGAGCGCAUGUUCGUCUUAGUUGGCGACAGUGGGGAAGCUGAUCUGGAGGUUUAUACGGAUAUUGCAUUGGCAAACCCAGGCCGUAUUUUGGGAAUCUUCAUUCGCGAUGUUACAACGCCAGAGAAACAGCCAUUUUUCGAGAAAUCUACAGGAUACCUUGAAGGAAAGGACGUUCGUAAUCGCAGCACUCCACAAACUGUGGACUCGACAGAUUCUCAAUCUAGCAGACCUGCACUGCCGCCCCGUCGAUCCCGAAGUCCGCUCACACCCACAGAAAAUGAUACCAAGAGUGUUGAAGUUGGGGAUUUGAUAGACCUACGAGAUAAUGAAGUCUCGGAGUCUACCAAACCAAGCCCAGCUGUGAAGCCACGGGCGCCCCCAACCAAACCAAACAAGCCAUCGGCACUCCGAACAGCCGCAGGGGUCGCUGAUAUAAAGAAUGAGACAAGGCCCAAUGAUGAGCGUCAAACGUCUCAAGAAUCCAUUCGUCGCAAGCCAGUACCCCCUUUGCCACCCCGACGAAGUUCUACAGCCAAGACGGAUAGUCUGAUCGAUCUCGACCCAUCUCCACCACUCUCUCGGACCCAAACCGAACCCUUGGUGGAAGAAAACCGCCAAACAGCACUUUCACAGUCCUCUCGGUCCAAAGCACCACCUCCUCUCCCGCCUCCUCGGCGCACAAAUACCGCAUCAUCAGCUUCGACUUCAAGAUCAAACACACCGGGACCACGACCUACACCACCAGCAAACAAACCAUCUUAUCCUAUAUCAGCGGCUCAGUCAGCCCUACAAUAUGCUACUGAGCGCCUCAACGUCUCUUCCCAGCCUUCAACUGGGCUACGUCCAUCUGCAUCCAAUCAAUCGCUGGGUCGAGCAUCUAACAGUAAUUAUAAUGGCUAUAGUGGCAGCGACGCUGGAAUGCCCCCCGCACCGCUCCCAAAUAAGCGUGAGGAGCUAUGGCGGCGUCGCUGGGAACGCGCAAGUGAGAUACUUGAGAAGAAUGGCGUUGUGUUAGGCAGCUGGCGUGUGGGUAGUGAUGCUCAGUCAGUUUGCAUGUGGUUGAUCGAGGAUGCUCUGAAAGACGCCAAGAAGCGUUAA